This is a messenger RNA of Mus musculus (house mouse), 4123 nucleotides long. RefSeq names its product myeloblastosis oncogene-like 2 (gene Mybl2). The record is from RefSeq and is a predicted model, not a curated record. The coding region runs from base 498 to 2729 and encodes 743 amino acids. Gene Ontology annotation, cellular component: nucleus; nucleoplasm. Gene Ontology annotation, molecular function: RNA polymerase II cis-regulatory region sequence-specific DNA binding; sequence-specific double-stranded DNA binding; DNA-binding transcription activator activity, RNA polymerase II-specific. Lineage: Eukaryota; Metazoa; Chordata; Mammalia; Rodentia; Muridae. Gene Ontology annotation, biological process: positive regulation of transcription by RNA polymerase II. The transcript has 15 exons.
UAUCUAAGAUUCACACAGAGCCAGGCCUCGCGCCUCAUUGAAUCCCUAAGGUAGGUGUAUCUGGACACAGUAGAUUGCCAACUAACAGAGCAUCUGCCCGCUUGCACAUUCGGUUUCUGCCCUCCGGUAAACCACUCCCCUCUUCCCCAUGCUUGGGCUCCGCCCCUACAGUAGGCCCCUCCUAGGGUUCUGGCGCGCGGGCUCCGCCCCUCGUGUCUUGUACGCUUCGCCCCUUCCGUAUGCUCCGCCCCUGCGCUCGCGCGCCAGGGCCGGGCGGCGCCGACGCACUUGGCGGGAGAUAGGAAAGUGGUUCUGUGCGCUCCCUAGGCAGCUGCAGUUCCUGGGAACGUGCGACCAGACCUGCAGACACGCUGACGCCUGAGAGCACCGCCUGGGGCCCGGAGCGGCUCGAGCAGCCUGAGUCCUGACCCCGGCCCGGCUCCCGCUCCGGGCUCGGCCGGCGGGCGUAAGGGUGCGGCGGGGUCCGGGCCGGGGGGAUGUCUCGGCGGACGCGCUGCGAGGAUCUGGAUGAGUUACACUACCAGGACGUGGACUCAGACCUCCUGGAGCAGAGAGACAACAGAUGUAAGGUUAAAUGGACCCACGAGGAGGACGAGCAGUUGAGGGCCCUGGUGAGGCAGUUUGGACAGCAAGACUGGAAGUUCUUGGCCAGUCACUUUCCUAACCGCACAGACCAGCAAUGCCAGUACCGGUGGCUGAGGGUUUUGAAUCCCGACCUUGUUAAGGGACCAUGGACCAAAGAGGAAGAUCAAAAGGUCAUUGAGUUGGUCAAGAAGUAUGGCACCAAACAGUGGACGCUGAUAGCCAAGCACCUGAAGGGCCGGCUGGGGAAGCAGUGCCGUGAGCGCUGGCACAACCACCUCAACCCCGAGGUGAAGAAGUCAUGCUGGACCGAGGAGGAAGACAGGAUAAUCUGUGAGGCCCAUAAAGUCCUGGGUAACCGCUGGGCUGAGAUCGCCAAGAUGCUACCAGGGAGGACGGACAAUGCUGUGAAGAAUCACUGGAACUCCACUAUCAAAAGGAAAGUCGACACGGGAGGUUUCCCAGCCGAGUCCAGGGACUGCAAGCCUGUCUACUUGCUCCUGGAGCUGGAGGACAAGGAACAGCACCAGGGUGUCCAGCCGGUGGACGGCCAGGGAAGUCUCGUGAGCAGCUGGCCGCUGGUGCCCUCUAUUGUGAAGGAGGAGAGCAGCGAGGAGGAGAUUGCCAUAGCUGCUACUUCUGCUAAAGAACUCGGACAUGAGCCUGUCCCUGCUGAUCUGGGAGAAGUGCGCACCCCAGAGCCCCCAGAAUCUCUCAAGCGUGAAUACCAGGAGUUCUCCUCCCCGGAAACGAGCCUGCCCUACAAGUGGGUGGUAGAGGCGGCAAACCUCCUCAUCCCGGCUGUGGGGUCCAGCCUCUCUGAAGCUCUGGACUUGAUUGAGUCGGACCCUGAUGCUUGGUGCGACCUGAGUAAAUUUGACCUUCCUGAAGAACCCUCUACGGAGGGCAGUGUCGUCAGCAGCCCAGUGCAGCCCCAGACGUCGCAGCAGCAGCAGGAGGAGGCACUGCAGUCAUCCCAGCAGGCUGCCACGCCGGGGCCCAGUGUGACUGAGUACCGCCUUGAUGGCCACACUAUUUCAGACCUGAGCCGGAGCAGUCGGGGGGAGCUGAUCCCCAUUUCUCCUAGCACUGAGUUUGGGGGCUCAGGCAUUGGCACACCUCCCUCAGUGCUCAAGCGACAGAAGAAACGGCGUGUGGCCCUGUCGCCUGUCACAGAGAACAGUGCCAGCCUGUCCUUCCUGGACUCUUGUAACAGCCUCACCCCGAAGAGCACGCCUGUCAAAACCCUCCCCUUCUCUCCUUCCCAGUUUCUGAACUUCUGGAACAAACAGGAUACCCUGGAGCUGGAGAGCCCCUCACUGACAUCCACUCCAGUGUGUAGCCAAAAGGUGGUCGUCACCACGCCCCUGCACAGGGAUAAGACACCCCUGCACCAGAAGUAUCCAUCUUCUGUAUCUCAGAAACUUCAAAGUGCCAGGGCGGUGGUGGCGCACGCCUUUAAUCCCAGCACUUGGGAGGCAGAGGCAGGCGGAUUUCUGAGUUCGAGGCCAGCCUGGUCUAAAGAAUCAGAAGUACUCCCAGAUCAGAAGUACUCCAUGGACAACACUCCCCACACGCCAACCCCGUUCAAGAAUGCCCUGGAGAAGUACGGACCGCUGAAGCCCCUGCCGCAGACUCCGCACCUGGAGGAGGACUUGAAGGAGGUGCUCCGUUCUGAGGCCGGCAUGGAGCUCAUCAUUGAGGAUGACAUGAGGCCCGAGAAGCAGAAGAGAAAGCCUGGGCUGCGGCGAAGCCCUAUCAAGAAGGUCCGCAAGUCUCUGGCUCUCGACAUUAUGGAUGAAGAUGGGAAGCUGAUGUCCUCUACCAUGCCCAAACCCCUGUCCUUGCCAACCAGUGUCACACCCAGCUCCUGUGGCUUCACCUCGCCAGGUAGCAAAGAGGGUAACAGCCUGCUCAACCAGGGUUUCCUACAGGCCAAACCCGAGAAGGUGGUGGCCGCCCAGAAGACUCGGAGCCACAUUCCAACCCCUGCCCCUAUGACCCAUGCCUGGAAGACGGUGGCCUGUGGGGGCACCAAAGACCAGCUCUUCAUGCAGGAGAAAGCCCGGCAGCUCCUGAGCCGCCUGAAGUCCAGCCACACAUCUCGGACCCUCAUUCUGUCCUGAGGGACUUGAAUGGCAAGAGCCGGCUCUCAUGUUUACAGGGGUAGGGUGUGGGGUAAGGUUAAAGUCACAUUAAGUGACCAGCUUCAGGAUGUCUUCUGCCAGCCCCUCAAACUACUUAGGUGGCAGAAGUCACGUGGUAAUACCCCUUCCCUGAGUCUAGCUUUGGGAAGUUCCUGGUGCUAAUAGAACAAGGUCCCACUCCUGGGCCUGCCUGUCCUCUACCCAAUGCUAGAAGGAACCCUAUCAGGGUCUCCCAGGCUCUCAUCCAGUCUGGCCUCAUCUCAGACUCCUGCUUAGGAUGGGGGUGUGGCUAGGGGUGCGCCUUUCCUCGUCUCCUGUUGGUACACUGUCCCCACAAUAAAAUGCCAUUCUCCCUCUGCCGCCCCGACUCUGCCCUCUGAGUCCUGAAGUGCCUCGAUGGCCUUUUCCUGACAUGUAGACCUUUGUCACUGGGUACAGCUUUGCCCUGUGAGUAUCUCUGCAAAGCUCCCAAGAACUAUGUAUGAGUGGAUGAAGAUGGGUUCUGAGAACUUGUUGGAGCGCUGCAUUCACCUUGGCCUUAAUGCAUCAGAGUCAUAACGCACUUGGCUUGGGCCAUCUUCCAAGGAGCGGCUGCCUUAAGUUGAGCCAGCCCUUAGGUAAGACCAUUAAUAGAGGGCUGGCAGACCUUUCAACUCUAGCCAAUGUGCAGAAGGCUGCCCAGCCCCUGGAUUCUGUAUCAUGAGUUGGUGGCAGCAGUUGCCUCGGCUGUUACCUCCCUAGGAAUCAGUGGGUAGAGUGUGGCCCAUAGCUGGUGAUCAGUCUCAAACUUGAAAAGGGAGAUGCUGAGCCUAAAGUCUAGAUCAGGAAGUGUUUUCAGUAGCCUUGCCUGGGUGUCCUUGGGUUGGGGAUCAUAUGGGAGCCCUAUACUUAGUCCUGUUUGUAAGGGAGAUGAGGCAAACCCUCUCCAACAGGGCAAGAGACAACAUCUGAAGACAUGACCAAGUUAGCACACCAGAGUCUAGACACUUUCCUGCUCUUAUGCAAAGGAUGCAGGAGGUGGACUCUACUAUCCCACUCUGCCUCAUCCUACAGCCUCCUGAGCCCCAUGCUCACUGAGCUGCAUCUGCCUCACCCCUACUUGUUUUCUCAGUAUGACUAAGGCAACUUAGAGUAGCUACACUCAUUGGUGUGUGGUCUGUGCUAGGAAAGGCGUGGGUAGGGUGGGGUGAGGCUGUCAAGCAGAGGAUAGAGGCUGCUGGUGCCCACCUGGCUUUCCUGCCGUCUAGGAUCUCUCCAUGGGUGCUGCCACCUGCAUUAUUAGGGUGGCUCUUUUAAACCUGGAAUUUCCUCGCAGACACACCCAAAUGUGUCUUCUGGUCAGCCAAGUUGACAAUAAAGAGUAACACAUUGUA